AUCAUAGAAGAAGAUGGAGCUCUUGUUGAAAUUGGGCCUCGUUUUGUCCUGAACCUAAUCAAGAUCUUCCAGGGCAGCUUUGGAGGACAAACCCUGUAUCAAAACCCUCAUUACCAAUCUCCAAAUAUGCAUCGUCGGGAAUUAAGACUGGCCCUAGUUGCUAAAUUUAGAGAAAAGCAAAACAUGAAGCAGUUACAGAAAUUGAAGAGUAAGGAAGACCAAGCACUCAUUCCUAAAGAUCCCACCGAGGAAGUAUUUGAAACGCCAGCUGAAGAAAAGCCAGUGGAGAUAGAACUGGUGAGGCCAGAACCAAAAAUGAGGUUGAAAAAGAAAAAGAAGAAAGUACACCAACGGCAGAGGAAGUGGAAGAGAAAGAUUGGCAGAAUUGGAGUUCAGAAUUAGAACUUUGGAAAAAAAGAUGGAGAUUAACUGGACUUUAUAAUAAUGGGAGUCUUAAUCAGUUGCUAUGCUACUUUUCUAAUCAAGUUCUCUACUGUAGCAUCACGUUGUAAUCACUUAUUGGCUGGUGUUAAAUAUUUUUACAAAAAAAUUUUUUUGGCUUUUCUUGCUUUUUUUACUUAAAAAAGGAAGUUGGUGAUAGGUAUAACACAGAGUUAGAGAGAGCCAGUGCCUCUAGCAAUAUGUCUUAGGCCUUACUUUGAAAAGAAAAAUAGCCCACUGGAACAAACCCGUUUAACCCAUCACCCACUCACAGUUUCCAAUAGUUUAAUGACUGAAAUGCCUUCUCAGUUUGAAGAUUAAUACUUUAUGGAACUGGUAUGUUUUCCUGCAUUUGUGCUGUAGAUUUUUGCUGUAGAUGUCCUACAGUAAUUCCUUCCCGAAGAUUCAUAAUAACUGUAUUAUAGAGGCUGUUUACUUAUUAGUGAGGCAUAACUUUUUUGUUACUAUGUUUCCCCAAAAAUAAGACAUCUUAUUUUCUUUUGACCCCCCCCCC
Messenger RNA from Thamnophis sirtalis, 955 nucleotides. The record is from RefSeq and is a predicted model, not a curated record. Lineage: Eukaryota; Metazoa; Chordata; Lepidosauria; Squamata; Natricidae.